AUGAUAGGGUUCAGUAUAUUGACAGGAGGGGUUCAACGCUUUGUGGCAUAUGUAAAAAAAAAGGUGCACAUGUACAACUCAGUCACAGCUGCAACCUCGAUUCUUUUCUCUUGCCCUAGAUUUGAGAAGGUUAUUAAUUUUCGGAGGUUCAGACAACAAGUACCAGGAAUUCUUUUCGACAUAUACGAUGGUGCAAAGUGGAACACCUUGAAAGACAGUAACGAUAAGCAAUCCAUAGCCCACAGACGUUUCAUACUACUUACACUUAAUAUCGGUUGGUUUCAGCCUUUCGAUAAGAUAUCAUACUCGUGGGAAGCUAUCUACCUGUUCAUUAACAAUCUGCCAAGGGAAGAGAGGUACAAGAAGGAAAACAUCGUUCUUUUUGGGCUUAUUCCAUAUGCAAAGCAAGCCAAAACCAGUGAGGCAAAUCACUACCUUUGCCUUCUCGUAGCCGAGCCCAAGAAAGUGUAUUCCGGUGUGGUUAUUUCCAUUAAAAAAUAUCCUUCCGGUACCUUGGUCCAUGCUGCACUUCUUCCUGUUGUCUGUGAGAUCCCAGCUGCAAGGAAAACACGUGGAUUUCCAUAA
Molecule: messenger RNA, 585 nt
Organism: Phycomyces blakesleeanus NRRL 1555(-)
Lineage: Eukaryota; Fungi; Mucoromycota; Mucoromycetes; Mucorales; Phycomycetaceae
Exons: 2
Coding region: 1-585 (194 amino acids)
Source: RefSeq, a predicted model, not a curated record